GCCGGGAUGGGGCACCGGGACCGGGCUGGGAGUGCGGGUGGGGGCGUGGAUGGGGUUGAGGGGGUUGUCAGCGGCUGGAGCGGGCCGGGAGUGGCCGAACGGAGCCUCUCCCGGUGACGCGGCCCGCGCUGUGCCCGCAGCUGUGGACAUCCAGCCCGCCUGCCUCGGGCUGUACUGCGGCAGGACCGUGCUGUCGGUGAACGGCUCCGUGGAGACCUACGGGGACUGCGGGGUGUGCCCUAGAGGCCAAAGAACCGAUGACAACAAAAUCUGCCGGGAGUGUUUGGGAUCUCCAGACCGCUAUGACUGGCUGUACCUCGGCUUCAUGGCCAUGCUGCCCCUGGUUUUACACUGGUUCUUUAUUGAGUGGUAUUCUGGAAAGAAGAGCUCCAGCGCGCUGCUGCAGCACCUGACGGCGCUGCUGGAGUGCAGCGUGGCGGCCGUGGUGACGCUGCUGCUCAGCGACCCCGUGGGCUCCCUGCACAUCCGCUCCUGCCGCGUCAAGAAGCUCUCGGACUGGUACACCAUGCUCUACAACCCCAGCCCCGACUACAUCACCACCGUGCACUGCACCCACGAGGCCGUCUACCCCCUGUACACCAUUGUGUUUAUCUAUUAUGCCUUCUGUCUUGUGUUGAUGAUGCUGCUUCGGCCUCUCCUGGUUAAGAAGAUUGCCUGUGGUUUGGGAAGGUCUGACCGAUUUAAAAGCAUUUAUGCAGCACUCUAUUUCUUUCCCAUCCUCACCGUGCUGCAGGCCGUGGGAGGAGGCCUCCUCUAUUAUGCCUUCCCAUACAUCAUCCUGGUGCUCUCUUUGGUUACACUGGCUGUGUACUUGUCUGCUUCUGAAGUGGAGUUUUUCAAGGACCUGCUUGUGAGGAAGAAAAGGCUCGUUGUCCUCUUCAGCCACUGGUUACUCCAUGCCUAUGGAAUCAUCUCCAUUUCCAAACUGGAUAAGCUUGAGCAGGACCUGCCUUUGCUUGCCUUGGUACCUGCCCCUGCUCUCUUUUACCUGAUGACAGCAAAGUACACAGAGCCCUCACGGAUCCUCUCUGAAGGUGGGAAUGGACAUUAAAAGGAGCCUGUGCCAGCAACUCUGUCCCUGUGAUCUGGAUGAAGCCAUUCUAGUGUUUGUCAUGCUUUGGAAACUUCUGUUUUUAAAAAGAAGUUGUUCAUGUGCCAGACUUCUGGUGAAACACCUCUGGGUGAGACUGUAUAAUAUUAAAAAGCUGCACUUUGUAUUCUUCCUAAGUAUCUGGUAUAGAUUAAAAGCAAUGUCUUUUUAUCUAUUUAUCACUGUGAAUCUGUGUAAAAAGCUUGUGACACAUCCUUGUACAAUGGUUUGCUUGUGUAUUGUUCACUUCCUAACAUGAUAUUUGAAAACAAUAGAGUCUGGUUUUCAAUAGACUUUAAUAAAAAAAAUAGAGCUUGAAUAUACCAGAGAAAUUAAUUGUUUCAUCACAUACUCUAACUUCUAUCCCCACCAGUGAAAACAGACUCUUCUUCCUUCCAUCAAAAGAUAAAACACAUGCAUGAUUCCUCAUGAUGUUUGAGUCUGACUGCUGGAGAAGAAAUGCACUGUAAAAGAAAAAAAUGCACUGUAAAAUUCUCUAUAAGGUAGAGUUUAUGCUCUGUGUAUUUCAUAUAUGAAGACCUUUCUGGAGGGCAUGAAAUAGAUCAAAGAUUUUCUUUUCUUGGUAGUUGGAUUAGUAUUGGUCACCAAAACCUGAUGCUGUACAGAGUCUAGAGGAAGAUGCAAAGCAAUGCUGAAGAGCCAGAAAUAGAACCAAAAGUAAGAAGAUCCUCUCAAAUUAAACUUUCACUGUAUGGAUCAGUGGCUGUAACAGGGCAUAUUUCUGUGACAAUAAUGUUUUCUUCAUUCUAUCACCUGCCAGCACUGCUAAGGACAGACUCUGCCAGGAGCUCAGAGGCUUUGAAAGGUGUCACCUCAGCCAGGCUGCCUCAAGCUGUCACACUCUUCCACAGAAGGUUUGUUUUUGUUACAUCUGAUAUGCUCUUCUUCCACAGCUUUUUGUGAAUUUUUUAUUUUGUUGUGCAAUGCCACUUGACAGGUUCACUGCACCUAAAAAUUGUGUGCAGACAAACUCACUCUUGCAUGAAGUGAGGUUUUAUUUAGGGAUUAAGGAAGUAAUUGAUCUUAAAUGUUGUCUGUACUGCUGUGUACAAUGUUUAAUUUGCAGACACAUUCCUCUAAUUUUAGAACUAGAGGAGAGUUCUAAAAGUAUGGGAUUAAAAUUCAUGUUAAAAUACCA
Lonchura striata (white-rumped munia) is the source of this 2270-nucleotide messenger RNA. NCBI's taxonomy places the organism in Eukaryota, Metazoa, Chordata, Aves, Passeriformes, Estrildidae. The record is from RefSeq and is a predicted model, not a curated record.